AUGGCUGAAAAAUGCCUAAUUGCAGCUUCUUUAGCAGCUUUGGUAUGCCAUCCUAGCUCAACCAUCAAGUGUUUCAAACCCAAACCAGCCCCCUCCACCUCCCCACACAAAGAAAAACCAGUCCAUAAACUGCCAUCAAAAUCCAAGCAAAAAGUACCAUCUCCUCCAACUAUACCACAAACUGGUGAUCCUUUCAGUAUCGUAUCGGAACUGGUCGAUGGAGAUCCCUCGAUGGGUAUUGUGGAAACCAUUUUCCGAUCGGGGUGGUCGUACGAGGUAAGUCUUACAAUUGAGAAGGUGUUGAAGGUGAAACAUAGUGUAGAUGCACUUGACAGGUUUGAAGAGCAUAGGGAGAGAGUUAAAUCAAAGUAUGCAAACCUUCGUAAGAGAAAGCCGAGACUGGUGGCGGAUGGGAACGAGGUCCUGCAGUUCCAUGGUGCCAGUAUCACUUGUUCGCUUGGGAGAAAUGGAUGUUUGUGCAUCUGCAACAGGAAGUGUUGCAGGGUUUGCAGAACGAUUGCUUCGAGAAGAGGAUCGAUGUCUUUUCAUAGCAGCAGUUGGGGAGCACAUGAGAAGGUUACUACUGAAUGUGCUCUGAAAGGGUCAUCCGCAAGGAAGGCAAUGGUGAUCUGUAGGGUGAUUGCUGGUCGCAUUGCCAGUCGUCAGAUACAUAGAUUUGUAGAUGCAGAAGAGGUUCACUUUGAUUCUAUGGUCAUUGGUCAUCAAACAAGUGACUCAGACUCAGAGGAGCUGAUAGUUUUAGAUCCAAAGGCCGUCCUUCCAUGCUUUGUGGUGAUAUACAAUGUCCACAAACUGCCUUAG
Tripterygium wilfordii is the source of this 822-nucleotide messenger RNA. RefSeq lists its product as uncharacterized. The record is from RefSeq and is a predicted model, not a curated record. The transcript has a single exon. NCBI's taxonomy places the organism in Eukaryota, Viridiplantae, Streptophyta, Magnoliopsida, Celastrales, Celastraceae. Bases 1 to 822 code for a protein of 273 amino acids.